AUACAUUCCUUGGCUGAGUUGACAAUUGAUUUUGGGAUUGAUUGGAAACUUUGUGACUGAAGUUAAUGGAAAGACAUAUGACAGUGUCAUCAGGUUUAACAUUAAAGACAGUGUGAUCAGCUUUCAGAAGCAUGAUCUUGCAGUAAUGUGUGCUUUAAAGUUUGGAGCUGUGAAACCAAAUACUUCUGAAGAGCUUGAGGGAGAUAUAUGGACAAAUUAUUUAGGAGCCAAGACAACUGUGACUCGUGCAGAUAUUCAGAAUGCAUUGAAGAAUUACAAGAGCACUGAUGAUAGCAGACUGACAAAUGAUGGAGUCAAACUUGCACUACUAUAAAUACUUUCACACUGCUUAUUUGGGAAUCAAUCUGCUAGACCCAUGAAGGCAUACUACAUAAAUUUAGUUGAUGACUUGGAUGCAUUCAAUGCUUAUCCAUGGGGUGAUGACGUUUGGGUGGACUUAGUUAACAAGGUGAAACAGAGCUGUGAGGCACUAAAUAAAGGAAAAGCAGACAGAGUAACAUUCCCUAGCUUCAUAAUGGCAUUCCAGUGGUGGGCAUUUGAAACUUUUCCUGGUUUAGCAAAGGCUGGCUUGUGCAAAGUCAUCAAGGGGACAAGACACAUCAUACCAAGGACUCUAAAGUGGGAGUUUAAAAAAAACCUACACUGGAGGUCCUUUCUGAAAUUAUAUUCAAGAAUGACAAAUUUGAAUGGGCACAAAUAGUACCAACUGCAGAUGAGAUUGCUAUGAUAGAAGAGGGAAAUGACAUAAAUGAGGAGGUGAUGCACCUUGUGAUAAACAAUGUUGGCAGGAUUGAUGCUCAAAAGCAAUAUACUAUUGUAGCAAAAGGGAAACAAAAGGUGAUGCAGACCAGAGUAGCCAAAAGAAAAACAACAAAAGCAAUCAAAUCUCAGGAAGGGCCUUCUAGAAGAAGAAGAAACAAGACUACAGUAGAAAAAGAGAGUGAUGAUGAUUCAAGUGAUCAAGAAAGUGAUGAAGGUGAAGAGACCGAUAGUGAUGAUUCUAGUGAGAGUGGAAGGGAAGGAGAUAAAUAUGUAUUCUUCAUGAGCAAAGACAACAAAAGUAUUAAAAAGAGCAUCAUAAAGCAUGCAAAGGAGACUGCCAGAUUAGUGGCAGAAACGAAAAAUAUGAAGAAGACUCAAAAAAAGCAAGAGGAUCUUUUGAAAGAUGUCAUUUUGAUGCUCAACAAAAUGUCACAUGGUAUUGAGAAGAGUGAGCCUACAAAAGCAACUGCAGAGGGUGAUACGGAUGAAGAAGAAAGUGGAGAAGAAAAAGAAGAAAAUGAAAAAGAAAAAGAAGAUGAUGUGAUAGCCAUGACUGGGCCAGAUUCUGAGAAUGAUGUUGCUGAUAUGGAUGUGGAAGAGGACACUAGGUUGAUGAAUGCAGAGGCUGAGGAUGGUGUUGUACACAAUGAUGAUGUUGUAGAGAAUGAGCAUGAUGGUAAAGAGAAAGAGGCAGCAAAUGUUGAGGGUGACCAUUCAUGUGUGAAUAAGGAUGCUGAUGCAGAGGCUGAGGAUGAUAAAGAAGAUAUUGAGGAUGCAGAAAGAAAUGAAAACGAAAUGCAAGAGAAGAACACUGAGGAGAUAGAAAAGAACACUGAAGAAGCAGUUUGUGACGUGCCUACAUUCAAAAUACUCACUCAAUCUCAAGGUAGUCAGAAAAAAAUUGAAGACAACGUCCAAAUGCAAGAGGAGGGACUACUUGCACAGGAAGAUAAAAAAGACACUGGUGAGUCUGGUUGGGGGAUGGGCUCACAGAAAAAUAGUCAGUUUGUCCAAGAGAUGUGCAAGAGUGCAGAUGAAGUGGCAAAAAAGGCUUUUGAAAGCUAUUCUUCUAAUCCACGCAGAUCACUCAUAAUAACUAAUCAGGUCACCAGUGAAGUACAUGGGAACUAAGCAUUCAUCAAAGAGGAGGAAGAGAGAAAAGGGAAAGAAAAGAGAAGAUGAUGAAUUUCUGCCACCUUUGAAGCAAAUAAUUGGACCUUUCUCUGAAGAUCCAACAGAGAACCCACCGGUUGAAGAAAUACAGAGGGUGAAAGAAUACUUGGAAGUUGGAUUGCUGAAGAACUUCAC
Messenger RNA from Cuscuta europaea, 2091 nucleotides. The record is from the annotation of a GenBank genome assembly. NCBI's taxonomy places the organism in Eukaryota, Viridiplantae, Streptophyta, Magnoliopsida, Solanales, Convolvulaceae.